This is a messenger RNA of Epithele typhae, 3264 nucleotides long. RefSeq names its product cytoskeleton assembly control protein. The transcript has 13 exons. Gene Ontology annotation, molecular function: clathrin light chain binding; actin filament binding; phosphatidylinositol-3,5-bisphosphate binding. Gene Ontology annotation, cellular component: actin cortical patch; clathrin-coated vesicle. Gene Ontology annotation, biological process: actin filament organization; clathrin coat assembly; endocytosis. The record is from RefSeq and is a predicted model, not a curated record. The coding region runs from base 1 to 3264 and encodes 1087 amino acids. Lineage: Eukaryota; Fungi; Basidiomycota; Agaricomycetes; Polyporales; Epitheliaceae.
AUGAGGUGGGAGAGGGAUCGGUUCGCGCUCAAGCUUCUCCUCCAGUUCGUCGAUGAGCGCGACCUUCCAUUUCAAUCGUUGAACUUGCCAGGCUCACGAACGCGUCAGUCUGACUACAACAUCGACGGUGAUGACAUGCACUAUCCAACCCGACCGGUCGACAAGGACAAGGCGGAAGGAGAGCUGGUUGUGAACAUUAAGAAGGCUACCAACCCAGACGAAUCCGCACCUAAACAGAAACAUGUCCGGAAGUGUAUUGUCUACACCUGGGACUACCAUUCCUCAAUUUCCUUCUGGACCGGUUUGCGAGUACAACCUAUCCUCUCUGAUGAAGUGCAGACCUUCAAGGCCUCAUCACCGUCCACAAAGUGCUGCAGGAGGGGCACCCUGUGUAUCAAAGAGGCGCAUGGUCAGACUGGUUGGUUAGAGACUUGUGCGAGAACAGCUGGGCACGAUACCUCUCGAGGCUAUGGUCCUCUCAUCAGGAAUUACGUGCAAUUCCUGUUGGCGAAAUUGCGUUUCCAUCGAGUUCGUCCUGAAUUCAACGGUCUGUUUGAAUACGAAGAGUAUAUCACACUAAAGGGCAUAGACGAUCCCAACGAAGGAUAUGAAACCAUCUCAGAUCUCAUGGCCUUGCAAGACAAGAUCGAGGAGUUCCAAAAGAUGAUAUUCGCGCACUUCCAUCAUUCUGCCAGUAACGAGUGCCGCAUCUCUGCGCUGGUCCUCUGCAUGCUCCGCGCAAUGCACAGACGAACGAAUGACAUCGAGGCUCUCGAACCCCUUCGUACGCGAUACAACGCACAACACUACAACCUCCGCAAGUUCUACUACGAAUGCUCUAACCUCAAGUAUCUUACUGGUUUGAUUAAUGUGCCGAAGCUGGGCCAGGAACCGCCGAACCUACUGGACAAUGGCUCUGCCCCAGACCUGCCUGCGCGCCCCACAACCGCCUCUGUCAAGACUCCUCCUCCAGCCGCCCCUACCCCUGCCAUUGAUAUCAAUGAGCAGGCGCGCAUGCUGAAGCAGUAUGAAGAUCAGCAAGCAGCUUUGGUGGCGGCACGCGACGAGGAAGAGCGGCGUCGCAGGGAGAUGGAGGAACAACAGCAACGGGAAUUCGAGCAGAGACAGGCGUCGCAGAUGGAACAACAACGGUUGGCCCAAGAGCAGCUCCUUCGGCAGCAGAUGGAACAGCAAAUGAUGCAGUACAACAAUCAAGCCGCGCAACAGGUGCAUGACUUGGAACGUGGAAUCCUGGAGAUGCGAGGACAAUACGAGCGCGAUCAGUUGAUGCUGGAGCAGUAUGAUCGAAGAGUCAAAGCCCUUGAGAGCGAGCUCGGUAGCGUCACAGCAAACGUCGGGUCUCAGAUGGCCUCGAAGGACGAACUUAUCCGACAGCUCCAGGAACAAGUCGCGACUUGGCAGAGGAAGUACGAGGCGUUGGCCAAGCUAUACAGCCAACUACGCACGGAGCACCUUGACAUGCUCUCUAAGUUCAAGCAACUGCAGCUCAAAGCCAACUCUGCUCAGGAGUCCGUCGACAAGAUGGAGAGGAUGGAGCGCGACCUCAAAGCCAAGAACCUGGAACUGGCCGACAUGAUCCGCGAACGCGACCGGGCCCGCUUCGACCUCGACCGCCAGAAAUCGAGUCACAAGGACGAGCUUGACAGGCUCCGUCGCGAGAUCAACUUCGCAAAUGAGCGGGCAGAGGAUGCUACGCGGUCGAAGAGUUCGGAGGUCUCUGGUGUACUCUCAAAGUAUAACCGUCAGCUCACUGAGCUCGAAGACUCGUUACGGGCGAAGCAAAUGCAAAUUGACGAUCUGCUCGCCAAGCUCGACAAUGCCGGAGGCGAUCUUGAUCGUUUGCGCGAAGAGAAGGACGAUGAGAUUGAAAUCCUCAAUGAUAGUCUUACCCAAACCCUCCGGCAGUUGCAUGAAGCCCAGCAGAACCAGGGGUUGAACGAGGAAGCAACAAACGCGCAGAUCGAUACCCUCAUCUUGGACAACCGAAAGAAGUUGAACGACAUCAUCGACUCCAUCUUCAAUGCCUGCGUGCAGAAAGUUGACGAAGCGAUCUACGAAUUGGAAUCUCCCGCGCAGGCUGGGAACCAGAACUCCACGCCAGAGUACACGCUGUCAAUGAUCGAGAAAACUAUCAACAACGCAACCGACUUCGCCACUAUCUUCAACCUCUACUUGGGUGGUGAGCCCGGGGGCGAGCACGUCGAGGUCAUCAAGGGGGCAAACGAGCUCGCUCAGUCGCUCGCGGACGUUCUUGUCAACGCCAAGGGGAUCACUCGUCUUGUCGACGACGACGUCGCAGACAAAGUCAUCAACGUUGCAAAGAACGCUGGUGAUGUCGGCCUGCGGGCAUUCCUCAACCUGCAGUCCUACAAGCUCGACCUCCUCCCGCAACCCACUCAGCGCAAGGAAGUGGCCAUGCGUCACAACGGCGAAGUCCGGGGCGCGCUGUCGAAGAUGUCAGAAAUCGUGGACAGCCUCGUACCGAAGGGCGGCAAGGCUGGCGCAGUCAAGAGCAGCGGCGACCUCGGGGAUCUCGUCGAGCAGGAAAUGCUGAGCGCCGCUCAGGCCAUCGAAGCCGCCACGGAGCGCCUUCAGCAACUCCAGUCCCGCCCCCGCGACUCGUCUCGGUACAGCGCCGUUGACCUGCAGGUGCACGACGCGAUCCUCUCCUCCGCGCUGGCCAUCACGUCCGCCAUCGCGCGCCUCAUCCGGGCCGCGACCGAAUCCCAGCAGGAGAUUGUCGGGCAGGGCAAGGGCACGAGCACGACCCAGCAGUUCUACAAGCGCAACAACCGCUGGACAGAGGGUCUCAUCUCCGCCGCCCGCGCGGUCGCAUUCGCAACGAACCUGCUUAUCGAGUCCGCCGACGGCGUCCUUUCCGGCACGCACACUCUCGAGCAGCUCAUCGUCGCCUCGAACGAAGUCGCCGCCGCGACCGCACAGCUCGUGGCCGCGUCGCGCGUCAAGGCGAACUUGAUGUCGAACACGCAGCAGCGGCUCGAGCUCGCGGCCAAGGCGGUCACCGAGGCGUGCAAGGCCCUCGUAAAACAGGUCAAGGCGAUCUCAGCGAAGCAGGCCCAGGAGGAAGACGUGGACUACAAGGGCAUGGCUGUGAUGGAGUACAAGCGGCGCGAGAUGGAGCAACAGGUCGAGAUUUUGCGGUUGGAGAAGGAUCUCAAUGCGGCGCGGCACAAGUUGGGCCAGAUGCGGCGGGCAGGAUAUCACACGGACGAGACGGAUUGA